This is a messenger RNA of Drosophila busckii, 1347 nucleotides long. RefSeq lists its product as uncharacterized. The record is from RefSeq and is a predicted model, not a curated record. The transcript is spliced from 3 exons. Gene Ontology annotation, biological process: synapse organization. Bases 536 to 1144 code for a protein of 202 amino acids. Gene Ontology annotation, cellular component: neuron projection membrane. NCBI's taxonomy places the organism in Eukaryota, Metazoa, Arthropoda, Insecta, Diptera, Drosophilidae.
UCGAUUGGUGUGUGCGUGAGUUUGUUAGCCGAGAGCCGAAACCUGCCGAGUGUUUAUUUGGAAAACUUAUUUCAUAAAUUCGCGCCCCCACAAAGACAGUUCGUUAGUGCAAUCAAACGAUCAGUUCAAGUUGGUUAUUGUUAACGGUUAACGUUUAGAAGUACUAAAGUAUAUAAUUCUUCCAGAAUUCUCAGUUUGCUUAUGCUGUGACAAAAGUGCAGUGUAAGUGCUCGAGUGAAAGCGUUAAGCAUAAUAAACGUAAUUACACACAUACUUAAAGCCCAAAAGAGCUACGAAAAAGUGCUGAAUAUAGGCUGAAAGCAAAACUGGGACACAACCAAAACUUAAUUACUCGGCAUUAAUUUUUUGUUCGGAAAAUCGUAAGAAUAAUAAACAAGUCGUUGAACAAGCGAUCAGCGAAGAACGUGUGACACCAAUUUGUAUACGAGGCGACAGUUUGGGACCAGUACUCAACUCAUUAUCAUAAUCGUAUCGUAUCGAGUGCUGCACAGUUAAGAGCGACAACACAUUAAAAAUGCUGUCCAACAAAUUAAACAAAACCUUAAGCAUAGCUGCACUGCUUUUCAUCAGUUGUUGUCUGGCGCACGCUCUGCCAGCACCAGCAGAUGAUGAUGAGAUGGUGAAUGAUGCCGAAUACGAUUAUUCGGAUACGGACGAUCAAAGUAGUACAGGUCAACAAACCAAGCCCUCCAGCAUAGCCAAGGCCUCGAUGGUGCCCAUGGAACAACAGAAUAGCAGCGUCACCGUCACUGGUAUUCUAGGCCAGAAUGUGGUGCUCAAGUGCGAUUUAAAAAUUACCAAACAAAAUGUGGUGCUCUGGUAUCAGAACGACAAGAUCAUAACCAAUGGCAACAGCGUGGUCUUGCCCAACUUCAGUCUGAAUCCCAGCAGCUACGAGUUGACUAUAUUGCAGUCAAGUCCACAGAGCGCUGGUCAAUAUUCUUGUCAGGUGCUGCCACAGAAGGUGUUCAAUCAUGUAAAAGUUGUGCUGGGCGAUCAUUCACUGGAUGAGUUGGCUGCGGAGAGCUCCAAGUCGUCGGCGCAGAGCAGCUUUCAACGCUUUGGCUUUGGCUUUGGCUGCUUGUGGUUCGGUCUGCUGAUCAGCUCUGCUCUGCUGCAUUAGUUUUUCCAUAACUUUAGUGUUUAAGCAAAACGAUUUAUAUUAAAAAUGUCGCUUAGUUAUACAGAAAUUAUGUGUCUCUUCCUCCCCCAGCAACACUCAACACUGUCUCCAAAAAAUAUACAAACAUGCAUUUGAUAAGUCUUGUUUCGCUAUUUGUAAAGUCAAACGAUUUUAUUUAUUAAAAAACCAAAGUAUACAGAAAA